UUGCUAUUCUCAGUAAAAAUUUUCAUUUUUAGAUUUCUAUCCAGCAAAGUGAACUCAGACCAUUCAAGAUUCGUGAAUGAAAGCCACUCUUACGAGCUUGAUGGAGCUGAUGCUCAACAAGAUGCCUACUUAAGUGUUCAUUCCAAUAAAAUUCUUGAGGCUACAGAAAAAUUGUCUUGUUGUCAGUGUCAAAAACGAUGGCAAUUAGCAAUUUUAGCAAAUCUUGGCUUUCUAAUUGUCUUCGGUAUACGUUGCAAUUUUGGAGCUGCUAAAAGCCAUAUGGCUAACAACUACACUGAUCCAUGGGGACAUAAACAUAGAAGCGAGUUCAACUGGACAAGAGGUCAACUUGGAUUUAUGGAGAGUUCAUUCUUUUAUGGCUAUUUAAUCACCCAAAUACCUGCUGGUUUUUUGGCAGCAAAAUUUGCUCCAAACAAGUUGUCAAGUUGCAAACUACAUUAUUUCGAAUUUUUAUCAUUUUUAUUCGCCAACUUUAAAAAUGCAACACCAAUCUUUUCGCUUAUUUAUCACAGCAAUUUCGCACUUGUGUCAUAUCCGGCUAUGCAUGGAGUAUGGCGGUAUUGGGCACCGCCACUUGAACGAUCAAAGUUAGCAACUACAGCAUUUACAGGCUCCUAUGCUGGAGCCGUAUUAGGGUUACCAAUAUCAGCAUUUUUGGUUAGCUAUAUUGGUUGGUCUAUGCCAUUCUAUGCAUAUGGUAUUGCUGGAGUAGUAUGGGCAAUAUUUUGGUUUUCAUUAACAUUUGAAAGCCCAGCAUUUCAUCCAACUAUAUCACCAGCCGAAAAAAAAUACAUCGAAGAAAAGAUUGGUAUUGUUUCAACAACAAAUCCAACGUUAUCAACAAUACCAUGGAAAGCAAUUAUGACAUCAAAACCGGUUUACGCUAUAAUUGUUGCUAAUUUUGCCAGAAGUUGGACAUUUUAUUUGCUACUACAAAAUCAGUUAACUUAUAUGAAAGAACGGCUUGGAAUAAACAUAAAUGAGAGUGGUUUUUUGGCUGCUUUACCGCAUGCAGUUAUGGGUAUAAUUGUACUUCUCGGCGGACAACUUGCCGACUAUUUACGAUCACAUAAAAUUUUUUCAACAACAACUGUAAGAAAACUGUUCAACUGUGGAGGAUUUGGUGGAGAAGCAUUCUUUCUGUUAAUUGUUGCAUAUACAGAAAAUAAAACUACAGCUCUCAUUGCAUUGGUUUUAGCUGUCGGAUCAAGUGGAUUCGCUAUUUCUGGCUUUAACGUUAAUCAUCUGGAUAUAGCACCUCGUUAUGCAGCAAUCCUGAUGGGAUUCUCUAAUGGAAUUGGUACAUUAGCUGGUCUAACAUGUCCGUUAGUUACCGAAAAAAUUACUGCACGAGGACCACAUGCAUGGCAAGAAGUUUUUUUGCUGGCCAGUUUAAUACAUUUCACUGGUGUAACCUUCUAUGCAAUGUUUGCUUCUGGUGAACUACAAGAUUGGGCAGAUCCAAAAGAUACAGAAGCCGAAUGGUUAAAGGGAACAAAUGCAAAAGAUCAAGGUAUUAAUUUGAAGUCUUUCCUUUUCCCUUUUGUUCUGCUUUUAGACAAACCAUUUACAAGUUGUUUUCUGAAAACAAAUAGUUGUAAAUCUGUGACCAUUGUUCAUGAGGAGGACGGUCGUUGUUACGAUAAAAUCACAAUAAAAUCAAUGAAUUUUUAUUAUUGUUAUUUAAGUAACAAAUAUUGGUUAUGGGACAACGGAUAA
This is a messenger RNA of Enterobius vermicularis (human pinworm), 1740 nucleotides long. NCBI's taxonomy places the organism in Eukaryota, Metazoa, Nematoda, Chromadorea, Rhabditida, Oxyuridae. The record is from the annotation of a GenBank genome assembly.